Phlebotomus papatasi is the source of this 689-nucleotide messenger RNA. RefSeq lists its product as uncharacterized. The transcript has 2 exons. The annotation marks the transcript as partial. Lineage: Eukaryota; Metazoa; Arthropoda; Insecta; Diptera; Psychodidae. The record is from RefSeq and is a predicted model, not a curated record. Gene Ontology annotation, molecular function: zinc ion binding. Gene Ontology annotation, cellular component: nucleus.
AGUUCUUUAUUGAUGUUUUUUGUUGUGACAUUUCUUUAGAGAAAUUGCACAAAAAAGUGCAAAAAGGAUAUUUUAUUGUGAUGAAAAAUGUUGAAAAACAUGAGAAAUCUAUGCCGUGUAUGUUCAGGACCAGGACAGCAUGAAAUCAACGCUCCAAUUCCAUUCUACCUCCAUGAAAUGGACAAUAACGAGGCCCUUGAGUGGCCCCAGCCAAUUUGGAUGCUCCUCCAGGACAUUCUCAAUGUUCCGGUCCUGCCUAAUGAUGGUUUGCCCCAGAAGAUGUGUACUAUCUGUAUUUCGUACAUGAAACACGCCAUAACAUUCCGCAAGCAGGCUCUGGCCUGUCGUUUGGGGCUUCUGAGAGCUUCCCAUGUGUACUUUAAGGAAGAGACUAAGGAAGGGCUCUGUGAUACAGAAAGAAUUCCACAGACUCCUGUCUGUUUAGAGGACAGGAAUGACAAUCUAAAGACCGUCAAUGCGACAGUCAAUAAACUCCAGACAAAAGCUAAGCUUCCGGAUACCACCAAAAAAGUCAUUCAGACAUGUAGCAAUGCUAGAAGCUACUUCAGUUACCGACAGAAACCCUUUGUGGAGGACGACAUAACAACAAUGUCAAUUUUCGAUGGGGAAAACUUCGCUGCGAAUCCUCCGGAAAAGCUCAGUCAACGCGAUUGUUCCUUCUGCUGGAA